This is a messenger RNA of Cucumis melo (muskmelon), 1667 nucleotides long. RefSeq names its product eukaryotic translation initiation factor 4B3-like. The transcript is spliced from 2 exons. Gene Ontology annotation, molecular function: translation initiation factor activity; mRNA binding. The record is from RefSeq and is a predicted model, not a curated record. Lineage: Eukaryota; Viridiplantae; Streptophyta; Magnoliopsida; Cucurbitales; Cucurbitaceae. The coding region runs from base 96 to 1313 and encodes 405 amino acids.
CGUUUGUUGCCGCUUAUUUUCGCUGCCAACGAACGCAACAACAAAACCACAUAGCGAAGAAACAAGAUUCUCCGGCCACAAACUCAACCGACGACAUGGCGGCGACUGUCUCACCGUGGGGAAAGCCCGGAGCUUGGGCUUUGGAUGCGGAGGAGCACGAGGCAGAGCUUCUCAAGGACCAGCAGGACCAGUCUCGCCACCAAUCGGAGCCCAGUGCUGACUUUCCGUCCCUUGCCGCUGCGGCUGCCACCAAGCCUAAGAAGAAGAAAGGGCAGUCUAUUCCUUCGUCGGAGUUUCAGACUUAUGGGGGUCCAAGGCCGGCCGCUCAAUCUACUGAUCCGAAGGGUCUUACGGCUGAAGAUCGAAUGAUGCUUCCGACGGGUCCUGGUCAGAGAACGGCGGAGGAGAUGGACCGUAACCGGCUUGGUGGUGGGUUCAAGAGUUGGGGUCAGAAUAGUUUGUAUGACAGAGGGAAUCGGUAUUCUAACUCGGAAGAUUCGCCGAAUUCUCGACGGAGUUCUAGGGUUUUUGAUGAGUCAAGGAGGAGUAAUGAUGGAUCUGAUAGAGAAUUCAGAAGGGAAUCGUUACCCUCUAGGGCUGAUGAGAUUGAUGAUUGGGGAGCCGGGAAGAAGCCUAUGAUGGGUAAUGGGUUUGAGAGGAGAGAGAGAGGAGGAGGUGGAGGUUUUUUCGAUUCGCACUCGUCGAAAGCCGAUGAAUCGGAUAGUUGGGUAUCAAGUAAGAGCUUUACACCUUCUGAAGGUCGGAGAUCAGGCGGUUUUGACAGAGAGCGAAGAGGAGGGUUUCCCACGAGCGGCGGUGGCGCCGAUUCAGACAAUUGGGGCAGAAAAUCUGAUGGGGCUAGAGCUGGAAUGGGUGAAAAUGGUGGUGGGGCUGAUUCGGACAAUUGGGGCAAAAAAUCUGAAGGGGUUAGAAGUGGAAUUGGUGAGAGGCCGAGGCUUAAUCUGCAGCCUCGUUCAAUCCCUUUGAACAACGGGAAUCAGGAGGCUUCUGGUGUUGCAGUAAAGCCAAAGGGGUCUAAUCCUUUUGGAAAUGCAAGACCAAGGGAAGAGGUAUUGGCUGAAAAGGGGCAGGAUUGGAAGAAGAUUGAUGAGCAACUCGAAUCAAUGAAAAUUAAGGAUACGGUUGAAAGGGCAGAGACAUCUACUGGGGCUUCGUUUGAAAGAAGAAAGGGCUUUGGAGUUCGAAGUGGUCGGUCUCCCGAUUCAGGAAGGAGUUGGAGGAAGCCAGAGUCUGCUGAUUCUCGUCCCCAAAGUGCUGAGUUGGUUGAAGAUGGACCUGCUGAGGAAAAUUGAAGAAGCUAUAAUAUGCAACUGAUACUGAAGUUUGCUGAUAUUCAUUAUUGAAAGCUCUUGAAUUAUUAACUGUGUUCUUCUAUGGCUACUUUGUGAGUUAUUCUCGUCCACCCCCCCCCCCCCCCAAAAAAAAAAAAAAAAAAAAGAUCGAACCAUACAUAUAAAUUUUUUUGUUCUGAGUGUUAUUGAUGUGGAUCAAGUACAGGACAUUGUGCAAUUUUGGUAGGUUUAUGGUAGCUUUUCUUAUUAGGCCUUUUUUAUUUGGAUUCAUUUCUACCUCUUGUUGGUGUCCCUGAGAAAUACUGUUCAACUGUACUGUUGUUACUAAAAUCAGUUUUGUGUUCUGUUGAGAAA